CAUCAAUCUCACUCGAUAGACAACAGGAUCGAUGAGAAUGAUAGUCUGAACGUUUUGCUGUAGGAUCUUUAGUUCUGCAGUCCAGUUUCCGCCAUGAUUGCUGUCAAAAUUUUGAUGGUGGCAGGCCUUCUUGUCAUAAGUCCAGAUUUGUGCCAGCCUAACGUACAUAAUUCACCGACCUCAUCUCCUAGACAUCAUUCUACAGUUGAAAGCGGAACGAGAAAGUCAGGUGCACCUCCAAGUCCAGACCAACACACCCAUAGACGCUCGUCAUCUCCUCAAAAUCAACUUCCUGCAUCAUCUCGAACAGGAGAGGGAACGAAUCAUAUAACAUCGAAAGGAUCACACGUGGUGCAUACGAAUAAUCACAACCUGCAUAAAGUGUCAUCUGUGAGGACACGCAGGGUGGACAGUGAUUACUGGACGAAAUCUCACCCGUCCAAGCCAGAAACGCAACGAAUGCAAAGCUAUGGGGAAAGUGAGCCUUUACUGGGAGAGGGAUCGUCAUCAUCUUACAUGCAUACGACAGGGAGCAUAGAAACACCCUCGCACCACAGAAAAGUCUCACUCCAAAGGAGUUACGCAAUGACGGAACAUGAAAUAAGUCACGCAAUGCCGAAACCUGAAAUAGAGUCUGGUCUCAAAUCACCAAGAAAGGGAAGUGUCUCUCCGGAAAAAAGACCUUUAUUGUCAACUGGGAAGACAGCAAUUACAACAGGAGGAAAACCUCCGAAACACUCGUCGACCUCAACGACAACAGGACUCGGAGCGGGACUACAUAAGAUAGGAGAGGUUCUCAAGAGUAAAGAAGAAGGUUACAAACGAUUGGACAAAGGAAAGAGUCCAGCAUUAUCUCCAGAGGAACAGAUUGUCUUCGGGGUUUUUAAGGGAGAAGGUGGCCAUUCUAUCACGUUUGAAGAGUGCGGAGAAAAAUGCAAAACCCACUUUGGCGAGAUGUAUUUGCCGAAUGAUGAUAACCGUGCUCCAUUGGCUCUUCCUAUUAUAGUAAAGGAUAAAAAAAACGAAAGCAGUAAGUUGUAACUGUAGAAUGAAUGCCGA
Molecule: messenger RNA, 1059 nt
Organism: Bemisia tabaci
Lineage: Eukaryota; Metazoa; Arthropoda; Insecta; Hemiptera; Aleyrodidae
Source: RefSeq, a predicted model, not a curated record